CCCUUAGGGUUCUCCUAUUUUAUUCAAAAUUUUGUCUCCGCCUUUUUUUUUGUUUGUCAGCAGGAUAUAUCUUUUGAUAUUUGGUUUCGAAUUCCAUUUUUGUUUGAAAGGAAAUGUUUUUUAAGUCAAAGAUUUUUCGUUUGUGAAUGAUCCACUGUUAGAAAUUGUUUGGCCUCAGCUUCAAAAUUCCUCGUUAAUUUGCAGCGGGGCGGACCAGCUGCUUUGGCAACGAACACACACCGCACGCACACACACAGGAUACGGAUUAUCGCAGAGAUCACCAGCAUUCCUAGUACCAAGCAUCGCAGCAGCCACGCUCCACGAUCCUCGACCCGUCGUUGCCAUCACCACACAACACGACAUGGCCACCAAAGACCAACCUGCCACACAACGCAACAGCUUGACCAGUGGCCAGCCGAUGCCGAGUGCCUCAACCACGAAUCACCGUCACCGGUACUAUAAUCCCGUCUCGAAGAUUCAGUCGCUUAUCCACAACCUGGACGCUGAGCUGGUGCAGCUAUGCAAGCAGUGUUCGGUGCCAAAGCCGCCGAGUAGCAGCAACGUUAACACCGGAAUCCACAGCAGCAGCUAUGGGGCCACCGUGGCCGCUGCAGGAUUGGGAUCAGGAGGCAACACGCCGCACAGGGGUUUGAUAAGCGGCCACUAUGACCAGGACAGCAUUAAUAAACUCCUGGCACGGGCACGGUCCAUAUCGACCCCAAGAUCGGCAUCUGGCGCUACCACGCCAAUAUCUCUGGCACCCGAUGCCCAGAAGCGUCAGCUGAGAAACGUGUACCGGACGCGGGUGAUCGAUGCCUAUCGCAACCGGAGGAUCUUCACGGUGUACGGCAACUACCAUACAGUGCGACGGGCACUGGUGAGGCGGGGCUGGCUGGAGAAGCUGCCGGCGUCGCGGUACGCCAAGCUGCAAACCAUGUCCGAGGAUUCCCUGCUGGAGCAUGCGCGGCGGGGCAACGACUACGAGACGGUGGUCAUAUCGAAGAUGAUCAAUCAUUUUCCUUCCUUCUUUAUUUGGCAGAGCAAGGGCCAGCGCGAUCUGUUCUCCGAGGUGCGGCCAUUCCGCAACCGGGUGAGGCGGAGCCAGUUCCUGGACUUCUCCACCAAGGUGGGUCUGGUCGGGUGCGCCGAGCAGGAGCGCUGGUAUCGCGAGGACGGCGUUUGCGGCAUGAGCUAUCCGCGCUUCUACCGCCUGGGCGGCAACAACGUGGAGGAACGCAUGGCCUUCAUCGAGGACUACCAGCAGACCCAGGCACGCUCCCUGCUGCGACACAUCAUGGAACACAAGCCCGAAGAGCUGAUAGACAUGGACAACGGCACCAUUAUGACCACCAACCUGGACUAUGCCCUGGCCAAGGUCAAGCAAAUGGUCAGACAGGCGGAGCACUACUCCCUGGACGAUGCGCGGAUCAAGCCGCCCACCCCAGCCGAAAUCGUGGAGAUCCAAACGUUUAUGACGCAGUCCGCAGAUGUCCUGAAGUCGCAGGCCAAGUUCCGGAUCAGCGAGAAGGUCAUGACGGAGUACGCCCGCCUGGCCACACAAUAUCUCGACCAGAUUGAGUCCCUGCGUCCCGACUAUUGCUGGGAUGGCAGUCGCAAUCUGUGGAUCCUGAAGCCGGGCUAUCAGUCGCGUGGCAUUGGCAUCGUCAUACGCAGCUGCCUGGACGACAUUCUCCAGUGGACAUCGAACAAUCAGAACAAAAAGUACAUUGUCCAGAAGUACAUAGAGCGUCCAUAUCUGGUGUAUCGGACAAAGUUCGACAUACGGCAGUACAUGCUGCUGACAAUCGGGGAAUCCAAGGUAACCGUCUGGACAUAUCGCGAUUGCUACCUGCGCUUUAGUUCGCAGGAGUUCACCAUGGACGAUCUGCGGGAAUCGAUCCAUCUGACCAACAAUUCCGUGCAGAAGCGCUACAAGAACAAGCAGAAUCGCGAUCCCCGUCUGCCGAAGCACAACAUGUGGUCGCUGGAUCAGUUCAAGGCCCAUCUACGGCAUGUGGGUGCUCCGGACGAUACGUGGUCAAAUAUCUACAAUGGCUUCAAGCAGAAUCUGGUGGCCGUGGUGAUGGCAAGCCUGGAUGAGACCGAACUGGUGAAGAACGCCUUCGAGCUGUAUGGCUGCGACUUCAUGCUGGACGAGCACUACAAUCCCAUCUUGAUAGAGAUCAACUCAACGCCGGAUCUGUCGCCCUCGACGGAGGUUACAGCCAAGAUUUGCCCCGUUGCCAUCAAGGAUUGCAUACGCGUGGUGGUGGAUCUGGCCAAGAAUCCCUUGGCACCCACGGGCCAGUUUGAGCGAGUCUUUGAGGUCAACUACAGCAUCAACAAUGGAGCCGAUGUACACCAUCCCCUGGAGCUCAACGGCAAGCAGAUGACCAUCUUCGAGAAUCUACCCCCCAAGCUUAAGAACAACAACCGGACACGUAUGCUCCGCAAGAUUCUGGACAAUGUGAAGAUCUCAGCGAGUCGCAAGCUCGACAAGAUUAAGGAGGCCCCAGCCAAAGUGGCCAAAGUAGCCAAGGCCACCGCUUCUACCAAGAAGAAGAAAUCAUCAAAGAGCGCUACUGGGUCAAAGGUGAGUUCGGGGGCACCCUCGGAACAGGUCUCUCAAACGCAACAUGUGGGACCCAAGAUGAUCUUGACCUCAAAAACUCGCGAAAAUCUGGCACUUCAGUACACAGCACCAAAGUGAAAAGUGGGAGGCAACUGCACCUGGGUAACUCUCAUGGCACAGAGAAUGAGUGUAAGGAAGGGGGGCUUAAAGGAACUGAAGGGGUCUGUGCGGGAAUCACUAUUCUGUUUUGAAAAUUAACUAGGAAGUAAAAAAACUUUGGACUGAAGUGAUAUUCACCAUUCUUAUGGAUAUGGACCCCAAGGAAACCCGAAAAUCUUAUAGUUUUUCUUUUAGUGGACAUCAACAGGGUAUAAAAAGGACUCCAAAUAAAUCCGUCGAUAGCAA
Messenger RNA from Drosophila obscura, 2977 nucleotides. It is a transcript of the gene TTLL3B, whose product is annotated as tubulin glycylase 3B. Gene Ontology annotation, molecular function: protein-glycine ligase activity, initiating. The transcript has 4 exons. Bases 362 to 2710 code for a protein of 782 amino acids. Gene Ontology annotation, biological process: protein polyglycylation; cilium movement; cilium assembly. Gene Ontology annotation, cellular component: cilium. The record is from RefSeq and is a predicted model, not a curated record. NCBI's taxonomy places the organism in Eukaryota, Metazoa, Arthropoda, Insecta, Diptera, Drosophilidae.